AUGGUGAUGGUGUCUAACUCUAGCCAUCACAACAAGGAAAUAAACGUCAGAAGGAGGAUCUCUGCGAUAUACAAUAAGCGGGAAGAGGAUUUUUCAGCGCUUAAGGACUACAAUGACUACUUGGAAGAAGUGGAGUGCAUGAUAUAUAUUAUCUCCCAUUCCACAGUAUUUUAUUUGGUAGAUGGAAUCAAUGUUGGGGCCAUUGAGGAGAAGAUUAAGAGAUACUCUCAAGAGAAUGCUGAACAGAUCAUGGUUAAUCGCGCCCGCAAGGCUGAGGAUUUAACUGCAGCCUUGGCAGCUUGCAAGGCCCAACCUCCACAAACUGAUACUGUUACGUCUUCAAACCAUGGGACUACGGCUGCAACUGCAUACAUUCAGGCUCCACGACCAACGGGAAUGGGCCCACAACCUCUACCUAUAGGAGGAGGAGGAAGAGCAGAUCAUCAACGUUACUACUCUGUGGAAGACGAUGCAAUGUUGAGGAUCAAAGCGGAGAGAGCUCCACGCGCUGGAGGAUUUUCUUUAGAGAUAAGCAAGAAGAGGGCUUUUGAAGAAGCAUUUUCAUGCAUUUGGGUUUGAUUCCUCAAGAGAUUUGUGUGCUUAUCUUAAGACUGUGAUCACCAUAUAAAUCAAUAUAUCGGUUAGAAAUCACCAUAGAAACCAAUAUGUUGCAUGUUAUGAAUAAGUCUCAAUCUUUCAA
Molecule: messenger RNA, 700 nt
Organism: Brassica oleracea var. oleracea
Lineage: Eukaryota; Viridiplantae; Streptophyta; Magnoliopsida; Brassicales; Brassicaceae
Exons: 5
Coding region: 1-579 (192 amino acids)
Biological process (GO): DNA repair; regulation of transcription by RNA polymerase II; regulation of cyclin-dependent protein serine/threonine kinase activity
Cellular component (GO): transcription factor TFIIH holo complex
Source: RefSeq, a predicted model, not a curated record